Messenger RNA from Calliphora vicina (urban bluebottle blowfly), 1150 nucleotides. RefSeq lists its product as uncharacterized. The record is from RefSeq and is a predicted model, not a curated record. The transcript is spliced from 5 exons. Bases 97 to 1089 code for a protein of 330 amino acids. Lineage: Eukaryota; Metazoa; Arthropoda; Insecta; Diptera; Calliphoridae.
AAAAAUUAUAUUUUAGAAGAAAUUGUUUUUUGGUUUUGCUAAACAUUUAGCUUAACAUUAAUUUAGUUGAGUUUAUUAAAUAAAUAAUUCGUUAAAAUGGCUUCGCCAAAGCCCAUAUCACAUCGUAAGGCGGCCAGUAGUUUUAUCAAUGACAACAAUGAUGUCAAUCUUAUACAAUUGAGUCCUCAUAGAGAUACUUUUAAUUUAGAGCAGCGUAGCCCCUACACUAUGACCAGUAAUCAGGAAUCGCUAACAAAUUUCAUAGGAGAUACUAUUUUAGCCCCCGAAAGAUCUCGCGCCUUUGUGGUCACUAAAACUGGUGAAAAACAUCUAUUAGAUGUGGAUGCUGCUGCCCUUACAAAAUCAAGCUCAAAUCCUUUUACUUUGCAUAGUCCACGAUUUUCAGCACCCACAAUGGAAAGAAUUUCGGAAAAGUCCAACUCGCAGUUAUCUUUAACAGAGACAAUGAACAAAAGCAAAAGUAAAUUAAACAAGAAACCUAAGCACCCUAAACAUAAUAUAAGUCAUAAGCAACGUUUAGUUUUUACACCACGUAAUAUGGAGACAACAUCCUCUACACAGUUACUAGCAACAGCUAGACAGACAGAUUUAAGUACUCCAAUGAAAAAUAUAAGAAAAUCCCAAAACACCAGCACAGAAACUCAAACAGAAUAUUUUCCAUCUCUAAGCUGCAGCUCUUUUAAACCAAGCCAAUUUAAAUCAACUAAUGUAACUGGCUGCCUCAAUCAUAUGCCAAUGGAAGGUCCCAGAAAAUAUUUCAAUGAAACUAGAAUUAAUUCUCAGAGCCUUUAUGAAAUGACAUCAUCGCCACCAUCUUUAAAACCCUUAAAGAUUUAUACUACAUACAAUCCUACUUUAAGGAAAUAUACCGAAUUACGCAGCAUUGCCUCGGCUCUUACCUUGAUCACCGUGAUUUCAUGGCUAUUUUCAUCAUUUUUUGAUAUUAAAUGUUUGUGGGAUUAUUUGGACGGUUGGUGGCAAUAUUUUCAAAAUUGGUUUUUAACCAAAGAGAAACCCAAAACAAAGGUGGAAAUAUUGGUCUCGUUUUUGCAGGACUUGUGGUCUUAACAUUUUAAUUAAACUGCUAGUGAUUUUACUAAUAAACAGUUGUUUCCAAAAAUACUUUGGA